AUGCUCUUAUAUAUUCUUACUUUCUAUCUAUCUAUCUAUCUAUCUAUCUAUCUAUACUGGUCACUAAUCUAUCUAUCUGCCUGUCUUAAUAAGUUUAUCUAUCUAUCUAUCUAUCUAUCUAUCUAUCUAUCUAUCUAUCUAUCUUCCAUUAUGAAUUUUAAACGUUACGUUUCUUUUUCUGCCCAAUUCAAUCAAUAUUUUCUUUCUUUCUUUUUACUUAUUCUCAAUGUAUUUGUUUAUUUUUUUUAUUUUUUGUAUUCAUUUAAAUUUCAUACUUUUCUUAAAUUAUUACGAUUUCUUGCUUUCUUUCUUUUUAUCUUUUUCUUUCUUGCUUUCUUUCUUUCUUGCUUUCUUUCUUUCUUUGUAUUUCUUUCUCGCUAUUCAUUUAUCCACUGCAACUGCACGUCUUUUCAUUCAUUUCUGUAUUAUUCUGUCAUUAUUAAUUACUGUUAUCUUUUUUUUUUUAUUUCUGUCUUUCAUUCAAUCACACAUUCCCUUUCUUUCAUUAUUCAUCACAUUUGUUUUAUUUUUCCUUUCUUUAUUAUGAUUUCAUUUCUUUUUUCCCUCGCUAUUAUUUUCAUUAUUUCUUUUGUUGCAUACGAACUUCAUCUAUCUAUCUCUAUCUAUCUAUCUAUCUAUCUAUCUAUCUAUCUAUCUCUAUAUAUAUAUAUAUAUUCAUACAUGAAACAACUCUCUCUCUCUCUCUCUCUCUCUCUCUCUCUCUCUCUCUUUUGCAGUUUGAAUUUAAUUUGUCGACAUUUUCUUUUAUUGUUCCCAAAGUUAUCUAUCUAUCUAUCUAUCUAUCUAUCUAUCUAA
Molecule: messenger RNA, 816 nt
Organism: Acanthosepion pharaonis
Lineage: Eukaryota; Metazoa; Mollusca; Cephalopoda; Sepiida; Sepiidae
Source: the annotation of a GenBank genome assembly